AAAAAAAAAAACUCACAGAGCCCGCCAGCACAGCCUGACACACUUUUCUGUGCGCCGUCAGCGGCUCUGUGGACUUGUCACUUUGUUUGCUUGAUUUGUCGUUUAAACAGAUUUUUAAUAUUACAAACCAGGCCGAGUAAUAUCGGAUGUGAUGUCCAGCUCGCCGCUGUCCAAGAAGCGUCGCUUGUCAGGAACAGAGACGAAGACGGGAUCCCACUGCUCCUCCUCUAACUCUGUCAGAACUGAUCUAUCCCACACACCUGCAAACGGCAUGGCUAAGAAUGGCAAUGAUGCUGAGAUUGAUGAGGGCCUGUACUCCAGACAACUUUAUGUAUUGGGCCAUGACGCAAUGAAGCGCAUGCAGAACGCCAAUGUCCUUAUUUCUGGCAUGAGAGGUCUAGGAGUUGAGAUUGCCAAGAAUGUCAUCCUGGGCGGAGUUAGAAGCGUCACUGUGCAUGACCAAGGAGUUGCAGAAUGGAGAGACCUCUCUUCUCAGUUUUACCUUCGAGAGGAGGACCUGGACAAGAAUAGAGCUGAAGUGAGUCAGCCUCGUUUGGCUGAGCUCAACAACUAUGUUCCUGUGACUGCGUAUACUGGAGCUCUUACUGAAGACUACCUUACCAAGUUUCAGGUGGUUGUACUGACAAACUCACCUAUAGAAGAGCAGAAACAUUUGGGCGAGUUUUGCCACAACAAAGGAAUCAAGCUGAUUGUUGCUGACACACGUGGUUUGUUUGGUCAACUUUUCUGUGACUUUGGAGAAGACAUGAUUGUAUAUGACACCAAUGGAGAGCAGCCAUUGAGUGCUAUGAUUUCAAUGAUCACAAAGGACAACCCAGGUGUUGUUACAUGUCUUGAUGAGGCUCGUCAUGGGUUUGAGAACGGAGACCAUGUCACUUUCACUGAAGUUCAGGGUAUGACAGAGCUCAAUGGCUGUCAGCCAGUGGAAAUUAAAGUUCUAGGUCCGUACACCUUCAGUAUCUGUGAUACAACUGGCUUUUCAGACUAUGUAAGAGGAGGUAUAGUCUCCCAAGUUAAGAUGCCAAAGAAGAUCAGUUUUAAAUCUAUCUGCUCUUCAAUGGCUGAGCCAGAGUUCAUAAUGACAGAUUUUGCCAAGUUCGAUCGUCCAGGGCAGUUGCACAUAGGCUUCCAGGCUAUCCACGCCUUCCAGAAGAAACAUAACCGCCUUCCUGUACCUUGGAACCAGGCUGAUGGUGAUGAGCUUUUGACUUUGGCCAAGGAGGUGAACUCUGCUCAGACAGGAUCUGCCAAAGUGGAGCAGCUGGACGAAGCUGUUAUCAAAAAGAUGUCGUAUGUUGCUGCUGGUGAUCUGUCCCCUGUAAAUGCCUUCAUUGGGGGUGUGGCUGCACAAGAAGUGAUGAAGGCCUCCACUGGAAAAUUUAUGCCUGUAAUGCAGUGGCUGUACUUUGAUGCUCUGGAGUGCCUGCCUGAAGAUGGAGACCUGCUCACAGAGACAGAGUGCAAACCUAGGAGCUGUCGGUAUGAUGGUCAGAUUGCAGUGUUUGGCACAAAGCUACAGGAUGUUCUUGCUAACCAGCGUUACUUCCUGGUGGGAGCUGGUGCCAUUGGCUGUGAGCUGUUGAAAAACUUUGCCAUGAUGGGAUUGGCUGGUGGGAAUGGUGAAGUGAUUGUGACUGACAUGGACACCAUAGAAAAAUCCAAUCUCAACAGACAGUUCCUCUUCAGACCCUCUGAUGUCACGAAAAUGAAGAGUGACACGGCUGCUGCUGCAGUGAAGCAGAUGAACCCUUCAAUCACGAUCACAGGUCAUCAGAACAGAGUAGGCCCAGACACAGAGAGGGUCUAUGAUGAUGACUUCUUUGAGAGUCUGGAUGGAGUCGCCAAUGCACUGGACAAUGUUGAUGCACGUAUGUACAUGGAUCGGAGGUGUGUAUACUACCGCAAGCCCUUGCUGGAGUCAGGCACUUUGGGGACCAAAGGCAAUGUCCAGGUUGUGAUCCCCUUCCUCACAGAGUCUUACAGCUCCAGCCAAGACCCCCCUGAGAAGUCUAUCCCCAUCUGUACUUUGAAGAACUUCCCAAAUGCGAUUGAACACACACUGCAGUGGGCUCGAGAUGAGUUUGAGGGACUCUUCAAACAGUCUCCAGAAAACGCCAUGCAGUACCUCACAGAUCCUAAAUUCAUGGAGCGUACUCUGAAGCUUCCUGGAGCCCAGCCUGUAGAGGUGCUGGAGGCUGUGUACAAGACGAUGGUGACAGACUGUCCACACAGCUGGGCUGACUGUGUAGCCUGGGCUCGCAACCACUGGCAGUGCCAAUACAGCAACAACAUCCGUCAACUAUUGCACAACUUCCCCCCAAAUCAGCUUACCAGCUCAGGCGCCCCCUUCUGGUCUGGCCCAAAGAGGUGUCCUCAUCCUUUAGAGUUCAGCACUAGCAACGACCUUCACAUGGAUUAUGUAGUGGCAGGUGCCAACCUGUUUGCUCAGACAUAUGGUCUGCCAGGCAGCACUGAUCGUGCUGGUGUGAUCAAGAUUUUGCAGGAGGUCAAGGUGCCAACUUUUAUUCCUCGCUCAGGGGUAAAAAUCCAUGUCUCUGAUCAAGAGCUACAAAAUAGCAAUUCUUCUGUUGAUGACUCCAAACUGGAAGAACUGAAGUCCCAGUUACCAUCAGUAGAAUCUUUCCAGUACAAACUCAGCCCCAUUGAUUUUGAAAAGGAUGAUGAUACAAACUUCCACAUGGACUUCAUCGUGGCAGCCUCCAAUCUGAGAGCAGAAAACUACGACAUUCCACCUGCUGACCGACACAAGAGCAAAUUGAUUGCAGGCAAGAUCAUUCCUGCUAUUGCCACUACUACAGCUGCAGUGGUUGGCCUGGUGUGCUUGGAGCUCAUCAAGAUUGUCCAAGGACACAAGAAGCUGGAAUCGUACAAAAAUGGCUUCAUGAACUUGGCCCUGCCUUUCUUCGCUUUCUCUGAGCCCAUAGCUGCUCCUAAACACAAGUACUAUGAAAUUGAUUGGACACUUUGGGAUCGCUUUGAGGUCACAGGGCUGCAGUCCAAUGGAGACGAAAUGACACUCCGACAGUUCCUGGACUACUUCAAAAAUGAGCACAAGUUGGAGAUCACCAUGCUUUCUCAGGGAGUGUCCAUGCUUUAUUCAUUUUUCAUGCCUGGUACCAAACUCAAGGAGAGACUGGACCUACCGAUGACAGAGAUUGUGACAAAGGUGUCCAAAAAGAAACUGGGCAAACAUGUGAAAGCCCUGGUGUUUGAGCUUUGCUGUAACGACUUGUCAGACGAAGAUGUUGAAGUGCCCUAUGUCAGAUACACCAUCCGCUGAGCUCCACACUGAGCCCACCCACGGCAGGGUGGGAGGCAAGGGAAAGGGGUGUUUUUUAAGUGGGUUUUAACUGGGCUCUACUGGAUCAAUCAGUUUCUUCUUUUGUUUUUGUUAGUUUUUAUUUUAUUUUAUUUUAUUCUUUAGGCCUGUGGUUUUGUGUAAACCUGUGCCUGAUGUACAUAGCCCCAGUAAGCUGACUAAAGGAUACCUGUAUGUGUCCAAGGGUUGAUGCUUGGUUGUGGGAACAAGGGUGUUGCCGGAGGAAAGGAGCAUGUAUUCUGGAAAUUCUGAUGUUUCUCACUUGUAGAGUAUCUGUACUUAAAUCAAGCCUGAGUGUUUUCUUUUGGUAUUCCAAAACCCAAAAGAAGUCCCUGUGUAAAGUUAAAAUCCUCUUUAUCAGUAAACAGUGGGUUUGUUUAAUCCAGCUCAGCACCUGACAUCCACUCAAUGUGCUCCCUUCACUCCUUCAACCCUUGUUGACCUAGUUCCACACGACUUUUGAGUUUUUUUUUUUUUUCUUCUUUCAAAGAUGUACCACAUUCAUUAAACCAGUUUAGCUCAGAAGACUCUGUUAAAGCUCAUUUCAACACCCUUCCCCUGACUGCAAAUCCAAAUAUAUCACUGUCAGAUACCCAUCCCAUUUUAAGGCACCCCUACACUCUCAUUGCAGCGUUCCGUGGCCAUCGAGGGGGGUUCUUGCACAUGACGUUUUUGUUCUUUAUUCUCUUUUUAUUUUGUCUUUUUGUUAUAUGCUAUUUUAUUUUAUUUUUGGUGGGGAGGCUCAAACCAGUUUGGCACACAUGCUAGAUCAUAAAUCGUCUUUGUACUUUAACUUCAAAUGACAUAACAACGUAAGAGCAAGGCAACAAGGAUGUAUCUUGAAAUGGGAGCACUUAGUGUGAUAGCUAAUAAACAUGUAAAAGAU
Austrofundulus limnaeus is the source of this 4247-nucleotide messenger RNA. It is a transcript of the gene uba1, whose product is annotated as ubiquitin-like modifier activating enzyme 1. Lineage: Eukaryota; Metazoa; Chordata; Actinopteri; Cyprinodontiformes; Rivulidae. Gene Ontology annotation, molecular function: ubiquitin activating enzyme activity. Gene Ontology annotation, biological process: ubiquitin-dependent protein catabolic process; DNA damage response; protein ubiquitination. The record is from RefSeq and is a predicted model, not a curated record. Gene Ontology annotation, cellular component: nucleus; cytoplasm.